Messenger RNA from Quercus lobata, 2052 nucleotides. Its product is annotated as Pectin lyase-like superfamily protein. Gene Ontology annotation, biological process: carbohydrate metabolic process. The record is from RefSeq and is a predicted model, not a curated record. The transcript has 7 exons. The coding region runs from base 31 to 1821 and encodes 596 amino acids. Gene Ontology annotation, molecular function: polygalacturonase activity. Lineage: Eukaryota; Viridiplantae; Streptophyta; Magnoliopsida; Fagales; Fagaceae.
UAUACCAAUAUCAAAACUUUAUCUCUGCUUAUGUCUGCACAAUACUGUUCAGCUUUGGAGUUCUCUUCCUAUUUAAACACAACCAUCACUCAUUUUGGCUAUCUGAAGAAUCUCUCUCUCCCUCUCUGUCUCUCUCUCUCUCACACACACACACAAACACACACAUUUGUGCUAAACAUGAUGAGAGGUUUGAGCUUAAGAAGCCUCACAUUCAUGCUUUUCAUUGCUUUUAUACUUUGUUCAUCAAAUUUUGAAACUUGCAAUGCCAGAAGAGGCAAGCAUUGGAGGCAUAGCAGAGGUAUUUCGGCUUCUUUGUUUAAGAAGAAAGGAAAGAGUCAAGGAAGUAGUAAUAACCACCAUAGUGGAGGAUCAAAACCAAAAUCUCCUGCUCACAAAGCUUCACCGCUUCCAACUCCUAAACCAAAAUCUCCUCCUCACAAAGCUUCACCGCUUCCAACUCCUAAACCAAAAUCUCCUCCUCACUCUCCUAAACCAAAAGCUCCGCCGCUUCCAACUCCUAAACCAAAAGAAGAGUUCCCAUCAAACCCGCCUGCGGGUCAUUCUACCACCUUUAACGUGCUAGAUUUUGGUGCCAAAGGUGAUGGAAGCACAGAUGACACGAAGGCAUUCCAAGCUGCAUGGGCAGCUGCGUGUAAAAUAGAGGCAUCAAUGAUAGUCGUUCCAGCAGAAUAUGAAUUCCUCGUGGGACCCAUCUCAUUCUCUGGUCCGUACUGUCAAGCAAACAUAGUGUUUCAGCUAGAUGGGACGAUCAUUGCUCCAACAAACUCCAAUGCUUGGGGCAAAGGUCUCUUACAAUGGCUUGAGUUCACAAAGCUGAGAGGAAUUACAAUUCAGGGAAAUGGUAUCAUUGAUGGAAGAGGCUCAGUCUGGUGGCAAGACGCCCCGUUUGAUGAUCCUAUAGAUGAUGAAAUAAAACUUCUUGUCCCAUUAAACAGCAGUGUUGAAGAGAAUCCACCAAUGCCGGUAAGCAGCAACCUUGGGAGGAUAAUGCCAAGCAUCAAGCCAACUGCACUGAGGUUUUAUGGGAGUUUUAAUGUGACGGUCACAGGCAUAACAAUUCAAAGUAGUCCACAGUGCCACCUCAAGUUUGACUACUGCACGGGAGUGCUGGUCCAUGAUAUAAGCGUCUCAUCUCCCGGUGACAGUCCCAACACGGAUGGAAUCCACCUACAGGGCUCAAAAGACGUUCUAAUUUACAGCUGCAAUCUCGCUUGCGGAGAUGACUGUGUUUCUAUACAAACUGGAUGCUCAAAUGUAUACAUACACAAUGUCAACUGUGGGCCAGGGCAUGGAAUCAGCAUUGGAAGUCUAGGAAAGGAUAACACCAAAGCCUGCGUCUCAAACAUUACUGUCCGAGAUGUCAUUAUGCACAACACAAUGAACGGUGUCAGGAUCAAGACAUGGCAGGGAGGAUCAGGCUCUGUGCAGGGGGUACUGUUCUCAAACAUUCAAGUUUCUGAAGUUGAAUUCCCAAUUGUGAUUGACCAAUACUAUUGUGACAAAAGCAAAUGCAGCAACCAAACAUCAGCCGUAGCUCUAUCAGGAAUCAAUUAUGAAAGGAUAAGAGGGACAUACACAGUUAAGCCCGUACACUUUGCUUGUAGCGACAGUCUACCAUGUGUGGAUGUAUCACUAACUGCCAUACAGCUAAAACCGAUGCAAGAGAAAUACCACAUGUAUGAUCCCUUCUGCUGGCAGACUUUUGGAGAGUUGAGGACUCCCACCAUGCCGCCAAUUGGUUGUUUACAGAUAGGCAAGCCAUCAAGCAACCGGAUUCAAUCCGAUCAUGAUCUCUGUUGAGCUCAAAAAGAUUUAUUAUUUCACGGUGUAGUUACUUGUGUGGUCGGCAUGAGUUCCAGACCCCUUUCGCACCAUUAGCUAUUUAGGUAAAUCAUGUAUACCAUGACAGUGCUAGUUUACACGAAUUCUUCUCUAGCAUGGUUAUAUAGAUUCAGAUUGUGAGAGAGUACACAGACAUUGCUUUUAGCUGGAGUCCCAUAAUAGUGUAUAAGUCAAGCUUCUUUGUUAUAA